CCGGUGACAUCAGCUGGAGGAGCUCGACUGCUUUCCUCCAGGAGGACUCGGUGAAUACACACACACACACACACCAACACACACACACACGUCCAGCAGCAGCACCGGGAGAGCUCGACGGAAAACGGCGGCUGCUCGGCUAUUACCGCUUUCUUCAUGGGACAUAACGAGCCUUCUUCUCUGCCAGAGAUCAUGGGAGGCUGUUGAUAUCCGACUCGGCCACCAGCAAGAGGAAACUCCCUAAUUAGAGUAGGCUGAACGCAGCAGCUGGCGCACAGCGACAGGUCCGACCAUGGCCGCCCACCGAAUCAGAGCCGCCACCAGCACCAACACGUCUCUCCCGCGCUGCAAGUCCGAGGGGACGCUCAUCGAUCUCAGCGAAGGAUUGUCAGAAGCCAGUCUGAACGAUGUCAAAGUGCCUUCUCCCAGUGCCUUACGACUGGACGCGACUGCCUCCUUCGGCACUGCCAGGGAAGUCGUCGCCAUUAAGGACUACUGCCCGUCCAGCUUCACCACCCUGAAGUUCUCGAAAGGGGACCGCCUCUACGUUCUGGACUCAACAGGAGGAGAGUGGUGGUACGCCCACAACAACACAGAGAUGGGUUACAUUCCUGCCGCCUAUGUGCAGCCCAUCAACUACAGAGACUCGUCCUUCAACGACAGCGGGAUGAUCGACACGAUGGGAGACUGUAACGAGGAGGCGGCCAAAGAAAUGGACCUUCUAGGGGAGUGGGCGGGUGUGAUUCUGAAACCAACUACCUUCCAAAAUGGAAAUCCUUUUGCAACAACCCAUACCUCUACGAACCCUUUCCUAAACGGGUGCCCUCAGAGCUCCCUCGAUCAGAACAGUAAUGAGAAGUCAGUUGACCUCCUUCUGUUCGAUACGCUCGCUCCGUCAGUGCCAAACUCCACCAGCAGCGCUGCAAUCAACGGUUUAGGCAGUAGCGUUUUUAACCCUCUUAGUCCCACUGUAGGUGUAGGGCAAACAUUGCGCAGGGACAACCCGUUUUUUAGAAGCAAGCGCUCCUACAGUUUGUCUGAGCUGUCCAUCCUGCAGGCUCAGUCCGAUACCCCUCAGGCCUCUGGUUUCUUCCGGGGUCUGAAGGCACCAGCGCCAGAGCAGUUCCAGAGCAGGGAGGACUUCCGGACAGCGUGGCUCACCCACCGCAAGCUAGCCAGGUCCUGCCAUGACCUGGACUCGAUGGGUCAGAACCCAGGCUGGGGACAGACCCAGCCGGUGGAGACCAACAUUGUCUGUCGGCUGGACAGCUCAGGAGGUGCUGUCCAGCUUCCGGACAGCAACAUCAGCAUCCAUAUACCCGAGGGCCACGUAGCGCCGGGGGACACCCAGCAGAUCUCGAUCAAAGCUCUGCUCGACCCCCCGCUAGAGCUUAACAACGACCGCCGCACCACUGUCAGCCCCGUGGUGGAGAUCAAACUCAGCAACAUGGAGAUCAAAACCACCAUUACCCUGGAGAUGAAAGUGUCUGUUGUGGUGAAAAUGGAGAGCAGGGAGACGACAGAAGUGUUGUGCGUCAGGAGUGAUUGUAAAGAGGGACCUUACAGCCCCAUUCCUCAGUCGUACAUGUAUGGCGACAUGGUCCAGGUGUGCCUGGAUAACCUGGAGCCUUGCAUGUAUGUGUGUGUCGUGGCUCAGUCCCAGUCCCUCUCUCCAGACUCCACAGUCUGGGAGCAUGUGGUUAAAAAGAUCACCUUAGGAGUAUAUGGUCCCAAACACAUUCACCCGUCCUUCAAGACAGUCGUGGCUAUGUUUGGCCACGACUGUGCCCCAAAGACGUUAUUGGUGAGCGAGGUAGGCAAACAGUCACAGUCUUCUCCUUCAGUAGUGCUGCAGCUCUGGGGUAAACACCAGUUUGUCCUGUCCAAACCCCAGGACCUCAGUGUUGGGGUUUACUCCAACAUGGCCAACUAUGAGGUAAAGGCCGGCGAGCAGGCCAGAGUGGUCCGGGGCUUUCAGGUGAAACUUGGCAAAGUCAGCAGGCUUGUCUACAUGAUUGCCUCGCGAGACACCGACGAUGUCUCCGAUUUCACCUUAAGGAUACAGGUCAAAGAUGACAACGAUUGUAUACUGGCUCAGUUUUGUGUCCAGACUCCGACACCGCCGCCCAAAGCAGGCCCAAAGGCGUCAGUGCAACGGCGUUUCCUGAAGAAGAAAGAAGUGGGCAAGAUAGUCUUGUCUCCUCUCGCCAUCGCCACCAAGUACCCUGUUUUCCAGGACCGGAGGAUAAAUAACGUGAAGUUUGGAAAAUUAAUCAAAACUGUUAUCCGACAAACAAAAAAUCAGUACUUGCUUGAGUACAAGAAAGGGGACUUUGUAGCUCUGUUGAGUGAGGAGAAGAUCAAGCUCAAGGGUCAGUUGUGGACAAAAGAGUGGUACAUUGGGUAUUAUCAGGGCAAAAUGGGAUUUGUUCACGCAAAGAACGUGCUGGUGGUCGGCAAAGUUAAGCCCAUUUACUUCAGCGGGCCCGACCUUACCACCUCUUUGUUACUGGAGCAAAUACUGAAGCCCUGCAAAUUCCUCACGUACAUCUACGCCUCCGUAAGAACUAUACUGAUGGAGAACAUCGGCAACUGGCGAGCGUUCGCUGACGCCCUCGGAUACGUCAACCUGCCGUUGACCCAUUUCUGUCGCCAAGAGCUGGACAGUGAACCGGAGAGGGUCGCAUCGGUGCUGGAGACGCUGAAGGAGGAUUGCAACAAUGCAGAGAGCAAAGAGCGCAAGUCCUUCCAGAAAGAACUCCUGACGGCUCUGUUGAAGAUGGACUGUCAGGGUCUCGUGGCCAGACUGGUCAUGGACUUUGUGCUGCUGACGACGGCCGUGGAGGUGGCCGGGCGCUGGAGGGAGCUGGCCGAGAGGCUCAUCAAGGUUUCCCGCCAGCAGAUGGACGCUUACGAGGCACCGCAUCGCGACAAGAACGGAGUGGUGGACAGCGAGGCCAUGUGGAAGCCGGCGUACGACUUCCUGGUCACGUGGGCCGCACAGAUCGGCGACAGCUACCGAGACGUGAUCCAGGAGCUGCACAUGGGCCUGGACAAGAUGAAGAGCCCCAUCACCAAACGCUGGAAGCACCUGACGGGCACGCUCAUCCUGGUCAACUGCCUGGAUGCCCUGCGGAGCUCCGCCUUCAGCCCCGCCGCUCAGGACGACUACGCCAUCUGAACUCGGUCCUCACCGGCGCCGGUGCGCCACCUCGCUCUGCCGGAGCAGCAAGUUUCACAGUUUGAAAUGCUGCACAUCAGCUGUCUGCUUCCUAGGGUUGUUUUUAUAUUAACGAUUCUUAUUCCAAUUCCGAUUCUUCCUUUCGAAGCCGGUUCUUAUCGAUUUUUGAUUCUUUGAGGGGUGGAACGGGUCCCACGCUUAUUUCACCAGGGCUGGGCAUCGUUCAAAGUUUUCGAUACCUAUUCCGUUACUUCCAUACCGGUUCCUAAACGAUUCUGAACCGAUUUGAUAAAA
Etheostoma spectabile (orangethroat darter) is the source of this 3475-nucleotide messenger RNA. RefSeq names its product SH3 domain-binding protein 4. Gene Ontology annotation, cellular component: cytoplasm. Gene Ontology annotation, molecular function: protein binding. The coding region runs from base 293 to 3181 and encodes 962 amino acids. NCBI's taxonomy places the organism in Eukaryota, Metazoa, Chordata, Actinopteri, Perciformes, Percidae. The record is from RefSeq and is a predicted model, not a curated record. The transcript has 5 exons.